This is a messenger RNA of Colletotrichum spaethianum, 1239 nucleotides long. Its product is annotated as trafficking protein particle complex subunit 2-like protein. NCBI's taxonomy places the organism in Eukaryota, Fungi, Ascomycota, Sordariomycetes, Glomerellales, Glomerellaceae. Gene Ontology annotation, molecular function: protein binding. The coding region runs from base 1 to 1239 and encodes 412 amino acids. Gene Ontology annotation, cellular component: TRAPP complex; Golgi apparatus. The record is from RefSeq and is a predicted model, not a curated record. The transcript is spliced from 3 exons.
AUGGUUAACUCCCUGGCCCUCUUAAACGCCGCUCGCACACCUCUGAAUGACCCGUUGUCGCCCAAGGCUGCCGCAAAGGAAGAAACGACGCAGCAGCGUCCGAUAUCAGGCCAACGCUCACCAGCUGUGCCUCAUUCCCCGGCACCGCCUGUGAAGACGACCGUCACUAAAGACUUCAGCUUUCUUCUGCGCCCAGAAAUAUACCACAACAUCAAUCCAACCAACAUCCCAGUUGCCUUUAGAAACUCGACCAAGCAACCACCAGCCGAUGCGUCAUUAGAAGAUCUCGUGGCCAAAGGCCACUUCCGAGCGGCCGCCAUUGCUGCCGUUCAAGAACUCACAGCCACUGGGAGCCCAGAGCGACGUAGUGUUGACCCUUCUGACUAUCACAGGAUAUUCAGCCUGUUGUAUACGCGGCUGGCAUGUCUGACGCUCAUCGACGCAACACCAAUAGCGGCGCAAGAGGUCAGGGCAUUGGAAGACCUCAACGCCGGUGUCUACAUUGAUGAGACCACCGGCGAGCACCUGGUGCCCUGGGAGCUGCGGGUUCUCAAUGUGCGGUUGCAGGCACUCGGCUUCAGUGAUCCGCGGAGGUCUGUCAUGAGCUAUCACGACUUGGCGAGGGAAGCGCGAGAGCAGAUUACCAAGGCGACGACUCGGCACGAUAACUCAGCGCGGGAGCUCUGGAAGGCACGGCUCACUGACUUGGGCAUUAACGUUACGGGCGCAUUGAUUGAGAUGGACGAUCUGGCUGGCGCUGCGCAUCACUUGAGUACGCUCAAGGACCGCGGCGAUGGCAAGAUGGCUCUAUCCCUGGCGCUUUUAUGGCUGCACCUCGGCGAUACGGAGGCCGCACGCGGCUGUGUUCGGGAUUCCGGAGAGGGCGGAAAGCAUGUUGAGGCGGUCGUCACCGCACUUUGCCAAAUGGCCGAUGGCGAGUACGAGGCAGCCCUGCAAUCCUGGCAGGGGCUGAAGGAGGAGUUGGUCGAUGAAAUGGUCGGAGUCAACCUCGCAGUCUGUCUCCUCUACACUGGCAAGCUUACGGAGGCCCGCUCCGUGUUCGAGGACAUGGUCAACACUGGCUACUCGUCGCACACUCUUCUUUUCAACCUCAGCACGACAUACGAGCUCUGCACCGAGCGAAACCGCAACCUCAAGCUAAGACUUGUCGACAAGGUCGCUGAAUUAGACGAGACGCCGCGUGGCUGGGAAAAGAACAACGCCGACUUCAAGUUGUAG